Molecule: messenger RNA, 5068 nt
Organism: Meriones unguiculatus (Mongolian gerbil)
Lineage: Eukaryota; Metazoa; Chordata; Mammalia; Rodentia; Muridae
Gene: Ppp4r3b
Product: protein phosphatase 4 regulatory subunit 3B
Exons: 16
Coding region: 404-2866 (820 amino acids)
Biological process (GO): DNA damage response; protein dephosphorylation
Cellular component (GO): nucleoplasm; protein phosphatase 4 complex
Molecular function (GO): protein phosphatase activator activity
Source: RefSeq, a predicted model, not a curated record
GUUGGCCUCGUCGGCCGCCGUAGCCCCUGCUAGACCAGCCCGUGCGAACCUGCUGGAAGAGGAAGAGAAAGGCAGAGAGAGUCGGAUUACAAGAUGGCGGGCCUGUGGUAGUGCCCGCGGCGGCGGCGACAGCAGGAGAGCGAGCGAGACCGGGGGAGCGAAGGGCAGGGGGGUGGGCGUGCGCAGGGGUGACGGGAGGGGCGGCGGAGACCACGAGCAGAGGGCUCUCGGCGGCUCUUGUCACCGCUCCCCACGGCUGAGCCCCUGGAGCCAUGGUAAACUCGGGCCUCUCGGGAGCCGCCGCCGCCGCCGCCGCCGCGACCGGCUCUCAGGAGUGAGGAGCCCCGGCGGGGCGAGCGAGGAGGCGGCGGCGGGGCGGCGGGGCGGCGGGCCGGCCUCCACCAUGUCGGAUACCCGGCGGCGAGUGAAGGUCUACACCCUGAACGAAGACCGGCAGUGGGACGACCGAGGCACCGGGCACGUCUCCUCCACCUACGUCGAGGAGCUCAAAGGGAUGUCGCUGCUGGUUCGUGCGGAGUCCGACGGAUCUCUACUCUUGGAGUCAAAGAUAAAUCCAAACACUGCAUAUCAAAAACAGCAGGAUACUUUAAUUGUUUGGUCAGAAGCUGAAAACUAUGAUCUGGCUCUAAGUUUUCAAGAAAAAGCUGGCUGUGAUGAGAUUUGGGAAAAAAUUUGUCAAGUUCAAGGUAAGGAUCCAUCAGUAGAAGUCACACAGGACCUCAUUGAUGAAUCAGAAGAAGAGCGAUUUGAAGAAAUGCCAGAAACUAGUCAUCUAAUUGACCUGCCCACAUGUGAACUCAGUAAACUUGAAGAGAUUGCUGACUUAGUUACCUCAGUUCUUUCCUCACCUAUCCGUAGGGAAAAGCUGGCUCUGGCCUUGGAAAAUGAAGGCUAUAUCAAAAAACUGCUGCAGCUGUUCCAAGCUUGUGAGAACCUAGAAAACACUGAAGGCUUACACCAUUUGUAUGAAAUUAUUAGAGGAAUCUUAUUCCUAAAUAAGGCAACUCUUUUUGAGGUAAUGUUUUCUGAUGAGUGUAUCAUGGAUGUCGUGGGAUGCCUUGAAUAUGAUCCUGCUUUGGCCCAGCCAAAAAGACAUAGAGAAUUCUUGACCAAAACUGCAAAGUUUAAGGAAGUUAUUCCAAUAACAGACUCAGAGCUAAGGCAGAAGAUACAUCAGACUUACAGGGUACAGUACAUUCAGGACAUCAUUCUGCCAACACCAUCUGUUUUUGAGGAGAAUUUCCUUUCUACUCUUACAUCUUUUAUUUUCUUCAAUAAAGUUGAAAUAGUCAGCAUGCUGCAGGAAGAUGAGAAGUUUUUGUCUGAAGUUUUUGCACAAUUAACAGAUGAGGCCACAGAUGAUGAUAAACGGCGUGAGUUGGUUAAUUUCUUCAAAGAAUUUUGUGCAUUUUCUCAGACAUUACAACCUCAGAACAGGGAUGCUUUUUUCAAAACAUUGGCAAAAUUGGGAAUUCUCCCAGCUCUUGAAAUCGUAAUGGGCAUGGAUGAUUUGCAAGUCAGAUCAGCUGCUACAGAUAUUUUUUCUUAUCUGGUUGAGUUUAGCCCAUCUAUGGUCCGAGAAUUCGUGAUGCAGGAAGCCCAGCAGAGUGAUGAUGAUAUACUUCUUAUUAAUGUGGUGAUUGAACAAAUGAUCUGUGAUACUGACCCCGAGCUGGGAGGUGCUGUUCAGUUAAUGGGACUUCUUCGUACGCUAAUUGAUCCAGAGAACAUGUUGGCUACAACUAAUAAAACUGAAAAGAGUGAAUUUUUAAAUUUCUUCUACAACCAUUGUAUGCAUGUCCUCACAGCUCCACUUUUGACCAAUACGUCAGAAGACAAAUGUGAGAAAGAUGAUAUGCUUGGAUCUAACAAAACCAACACAAUUUGCCCUGAUAAUUAUCAAACAGCACAGCUACUUGCCUUAAUUUUAGAGCUACUCACAUUUUGUGUGGAACAUCACACAUACCACAUAAAAAACUACAUCAUGAACAAGGACUUGCUGAGAAGAGUCUUGGUGUUGAUGAACUCAAAGCACACUUUUCUGGCUUUGUGUGCUCUUCGCUUUAUGAGGCGAAUAAUUGGCCUGAAGGAUGAAUUUUAUAAUCGUUACAUCACCAAAGGAAAUCUUUUUGAACCAGUUGUAAAUGCCCUUUUGGAUAAUGGAACGCGGUACAAUCUAUUAAAUUCAGCUGUUAUUGAACUGUUUGAAUUUAUAAGAGUGGAAGAUAUCAAGUCUCUUACUGCACAUAUAGUUGAAAACUUUUACAAAGCGCUUGAAUCGAUUGAAUAUGUUCAGACUUUCAAAGGAUUGAAGACUAAAUAUGAACAAGAAAAAGACAGACAAAAUCAGAAACUGAACAGUGUACCAUCUAUAUUGCGUAGUAAUCGAUAUCGCAGAGAUGCAAAAGCCUUGGAAGAGGAUGAAGAAAUGUGGUUUAAUGAAGAUGAUGAAGACGAAGGAAAGGCAACUGUAACGCCAGUUGAAAAAUCUAAAACUGAAGAUGACUUUCCAGAUAGUUAUGAAAAAUUUAUGGAAACUAAAAAAGCAAAAGAAAGUGAAGACAAGGAAAACCUUCCCAAAAGGACAUCUUCUGGUGGCUUCAAAUUUACUUUCUCCCAUUCCCCCAGUGCUGCUAAUGGAACAAACAGUACCAACAGUAAGUCUGUAGUGGCUCAGACAACACCAGCAAGUUCUAAUGGGUCCUCUUCCAAAACGACAAACUUGGCUGCAUCAAUGACAGCCACUAAGGGAAGUUUGGUUGGCUUAGUGGACUACCCAGAUGAUGAAGAAGAAGAUGAGGAAGAAGAAUCAUCCCCUAGGAAAAGACCUCGACUUGGCUCAUAGAAUACUUGCUAGGGGACUCCAACACAUGGUCUUACUAAAACGCUGCAGCUGCUCACUGAGCUCAAGUCUGACGGAAAGCUUUCUAUGGAACUUAACACACACAGAGUAGCAGAGACUCGGUUACCAGGUAGGAAAGUGUAGUUGUGUAAGAAACCAGGCUUCCCAAGAAUUUGUUUCCUAGUAAUUAAACGCUUUGCCUUUUGGGCUAUCCAAAAAAAGAGAGAGAGAGAGAUAAUUGGAGCCUGGGUGAAAGCUUCCCAUCAAGGGAAGUCUCUGGUUUAGGGGAGGAAGGUUGAUUUAAGACAGGGUUGCUCCAGGGAGUCCAACCUAGAGAGACUUGUAAGACUUCAGUACCCAAUAACAUUGCUUGUAUAAUGGUGCUGGCCAUGUUUUAAUCAGUUGCCUCUUUUUAAAAGAAACUUCUAUGUACAACAAAUUAAACUGUCAUUAGAAAUGAAGUUAUGUUAUUGGGACCAUUUCUUUAAGGACAUCACAGAAGUCAAUUUUUGGUGUUUGACGGACAUGCACCCUAGAACAGCACACACCAAUUUCUCUAUACCAAGAACUUCUAAUACAUUAAACAACAAAAAAGCUGGGUUCCAAAUGGAUAGUUUUCUUAAUAGAUCUUCAAUGUCAGCAUUUUUAGAGGUAACAGCAGCCAAGAAACACAACAGCAGUGUUCUGAAAUGGUCCUCUUCAGAAAAACUCAGGAGUGGCUAUGUUUCCAGUGAAUCACUUUCUACUGUCUCAGUCAAGUUAGGUCUGGGUCUCCUCAGAGCUGCUGACAAAUAUAUAAAGACCAAUAAAGAAUGGUGCUGAGUUACAUGGCAUUUACUAUCUAGAAGUCAUUUGAUCCUAGAGGUUACCUAAGUGUCAGAGUCACAUGCAGAUGGGAAGCUUUUCCAUGGACAAGGGGGGUAACAUGAAAGCUGCUUUUUUAACAGAUUUAAAAAGCACAUUCCAUGUUCGUAAAUGAAUUUAAAAUAAUUGGGGCAAACUAUUAAGAGCUUUUAUUUUUAGAACAAGUUAAUUGUAAAUAUUUUAAUGUUAGUUUGCUCAUCUAUGAUCUGAGAUCAUUGCUGAGAUGAGAAAAAUGACCCCAAACUACAAUUUAAUGCAUUGAGGAAAAAUUCUAAAAAUAGUAAUUUCAGCUCCAGUCUUUAGAUCAGCUUUGUAAUGUGUUAUGGGUCCAUUUUUCCUGGAAUAGCUUAAAAGCAGUUUCCUGUGUUGGAGAUUUUGGAGUUAAUUUUAAUUUGGGCUAUUGUUUGGAAAAGAUGGGCUGUCUGUGUAGAUAUGAAGUAUAGUUUUUCCAUAAAACAGAUGUUUAUUUUGUAUUAAAAAUACCACUGUACUUGUUUUACACCAUUUGUAUACAUGUGGUGAUAUUAAUGCUAAACUGUAAAAUUCAGGAAUUAAAAUGUGACCCUGUAAUUCCAUGAUUGAGGCUUCUGUUUGUUUUGUUGUAAAUAUAAAGUAAACUUUUAUUUUUGAGAUAUAUCUAGUUUACAUUAUCUUUUUAAAGCUUAUAGAAUCUAUAAAGAUUUUAAAUGCAGAAAGUUUUAAAUGCAAGAGUCAAGCCUGCUUUAAGUGUCACUUAAGAGGUAAACCCUGGGCAAACAGGACAGCAUGAAGCCGUUUUCGCACUAAACAAAGGCGGGUGCACAUGCAACAAGCCUGCAUGUGGAAUCCAGAUGAGCCGAGAUACUUUUCAACCACCAUCAGUGAGUUACUGUAGGAGCGGGCAUUCUUUCAAGAGAGUUUUCUCAGGCCUCUUCCACCUUAGUGCUUAGAAUCUAAGCAGCCCUGACCUAUAAACUGUUCCGUUAAUUCUUAUUAUAUAACUUUAAGUUUAUAGUCUAGUACUUUAUAAAGACUUGCUUAAAUUUUCCUUUCUAAGGAACUUCAAACUUUAAGUCGUUAUGGGAAGUGUUUCUUACAGCAGGAAUAUGAAUGCUUUCUUGAAAUAAAAGGGCAACAGUUGUAUAAUGCGUAUGUUCACCCACAUGGCAAAAGGGUCCUUGGAAGGCACAACUGAGAAGAUUCUAUAUUAGCUGCCGUCCUGAGUGACGACUCUCAUGCAGUGAGGUGCUGAUAGCAUUGUCUCCACUCAGCUAGUUCAAGCCAGAGCACACAUUUGUAUGCCUUAGGUCCUAAAAAUAUCUGUAAACAUAUACCUACCUAAUAAACUAUUUUUAAUAAAAA